Messenger RNA from Candidozyma haemuli, 3246 nucleotides. RefSeq lists its product as uncharacterized. The transcript has a single exon. Bases 1 to 3246 code for a protein of 1081 amino acids. The record is from RefSeq and is a predicted model, not a curated record. Lineage: Eukaryota; Fungi; Ascomycota; Pichiomycetes; Serinales; Metschnikowiaceae.
AUGAAGCUCAACAUGUCGCCGAAGAAGCUGGUUUCCCGCGAGGAGUCCGCUUCGCUGGUCAUGCUGUCGUCCCCUGAGAAAAGACAGGCCACUGAGGAUGACAUUUCCCCAGAAUUGGUCCCGAUAGUCACCUUGUUAUCCGCCCAGGCCCACAGAAGGUACCACGAAGGUAUCUUUAUGCUUUACUAUGAUCUUAAUAGUGACGGCAAGUCCGGAGACCGUGAAUGGAAGGAGGUGUACGGUAUUCUUACUGGUACUCAGUUGGCGUACUGGGACGCUGCCAAUUUGGCUCGUUUCAAGGACCUGCCCGAACAACUCUUCGAAACAUCCUCCAAGCCAAAAUACUUGAAUUUCACUGAUGCUAUAUUCAACGCCAUGCGUGUUCUCCCUGCAGCGAAACAGCAGCUUGAAAACGUCAUCAUUGUAUCCACAACUUUGAAAAACAGAUAUAUCCUUCAGUUUCGCUCUUACGAGACUUUGACGGAAUGGUACAUGGGCCUUCGUUUGGCCUCUUAUGAAUACAACUCCUUGCAGGAAGCUUACACUGGUGCAUUGCUUUCUGCUCGUGGUUCUCGGCUCUCUGAUAUCCGUACCAUCUUGGCUGAGAAACGUUAUAACCACUCUGACUGGGUUAAGAUUAGAUACGGAUCAGGAAUGGCUUGGAAACGCUGUUACGCUGUUAUCGAACCAUCCGUUAACAAGAAAAAUAAGUUCACUUCCGGCCGUGUUUUGCUUUAUGAUAACGAGAAGAUGAAAAAGCAGAGCUUGCUAGGUACUAUUACAUCAGCAUCAAUGGUCACAGCUGUUUACCCACAGCUGCCGUUUUUCAUUGAUAAGAGUACAAUUAUGAAGCUUGAAGGUGCCAUUAACUUCUCGCUGCCCUCGACCAAAAAGUCUAAGAAAUCUACUGCUCAAUCUGAAGAGACUUCGCUUUUCCUCAUGCCAGAACAGCACUCUGCGGUUGCCGGCUACGAUACAUUGAUCCGUUUCUUGAUGCCGUUACUAGAUGCAUUUGGCCUUUAUGGUCGUCCAAAGCGACUUAAAGCUGAUCGUGUUGAUCCCGAUUCGCUUCUUUUUGGCUUACCUACCUUGCCUCGUGUACAUUAUCUUAUGGUUGGAGACCUUCAUCCUCUUGCCGGUAACGAUGCGUUCAUGAGCUGGGAUCAUGGCAAAUGGACCGAAAACAUCAAAAGGAUUUUAAAGCUGAAGCUUUCUCAGGGAUACAAUGGAUGUGGAAGCUCUAGAGGCUUCGUUGGGGCAUUGAAUUCGAUGAGUCCAAGGAAUAGUCCAACUACUUCCAGGGUCCCCUCGAAUAACAUCCAUGAGUCUCCUAACCCACAGAAAGUCGAGCAGACGAGGAAUGCUUCUGGUCCUCUCACUCCUCUUUCUCAGCCAAUUGGUCGCCCUGGUGAGCAGCCACGUUCGCUGAGUGGUCCUCAAACGGGAUCUCAGAACCAAAAGCCUGUGCCCAACCAACCUCAGCAACGUCUGCCUCAACGCCAUAGGCCACCUCCACCUGGUCCAGAUCCCGUGAUGAGAAGACCAGAGCAACUGAGUCUGUCCAAGAACGUGCACAAUCUCUCUGUCAAUACUCCGCAACAGAGGGGCCAACAGAACUUGUCUCCUAACGCUGUUGGUGCUGGAUAUGGUGCAGCUGCCGGUGCAGCUGUUGGUGCUGGAUUCGCUGGUAUGGCUGAUCCACACAAAUCAGUCCAGCUUGCCGAUAUUUACCAGAAGUACUCAACCAUCGAGAGUCCAUCGGACAGGUUCCAUGAUAGGAAUGAGAUGUUGAAGGGUGGUGCCGAGGAAAUUGAAGAAGAUAGACUUCCUACGCUUAUGAGAAAGAAGUCUUUGAUGCGUGGUAUUUACCCUACAAAUGACAAAGAUUUGUUAGGUAGCGAGAGCGAGAGCGAGGAGGAUAUCGAGGAAGAAGACGAAGAAUCUAGUGAAAGUUUGAAGGAACCUCAAUUGCCAUCUGCAAGUUUGCAGGUUCCAGGUUACGACAAGAGGAACAGCAGUAUGUCACUGGUGCAAUCCCCAACUACCCAGUACAACGAAUUCAAUAAGCAGUUCUCCAAGACUGUUGAUACUGAAGGCCCAUUGCGCAAUCAGAGAUAUGAAAGCAGCAGCGAGGAAGAGGAAGAGUCCUCUGAAGAAGAAGAAGACGACGAAGAGGACAAUCAAUAUGCUAGAUCAGCUGCUUAUGCGCAACAGAGUCAAGGUGCUAUACCCAGAGCCAACCAGCUCCCCCAGCUUCAGCACCUUAAUCUUAAAGAUGAUGCUCCAGCUGAUAGCCAUCGUGGUGCAAGCCAACCGCAUGGCCAACAUGUUUAUGGUCAACAAGUGUACGGACAGCAACCCCAAAGUGAAGGCCAGUAUGGUCAGCAAGGCCAGCAAAGGCAAGAUCCUCGCCUGGUCCCUCUUCAAAAGUCAAGGCCAUCUAAGAACUUGACUCUGGAGCUUCAGUCACCACCUGAACAUAACAGGCCUCGUUACAUCAUGUCGCCCAACAGCUCGCAGAAUUCCCUUCCCAGCUCCAGAAGCCCAGCCCCUCAGCAGGCUCAGCAAGCUCAGCAGCCUCAGGCCGUUCCAUCUACUGUCGUAACGGAGCCAAAUGGGAAUAACGAGGAAUCUUCUCCCACUGUUGCACCAACUGCAGCAUUCAGAGUGCCUCCUCCACAACCUGUUCAGCAGAUGCACCCAGGCCACGGUCCUCAACAAAUGUAUCAGCAACAUCCUCAAUAUCAGCAGCAUCCGCAGUACCAGCAGCGUCCUCCUCAAAGCCAUGGAAACUCGGGCAUUCCACCAAGUGUUUCCCAGCCAAAGUCUGUGAGACUGCCUCCGCCAGCCCAACAAGGAGUGCCUCAGCAGUAUCAACAGCACCAGCAGCAUCAGCAUCAUCAGCAUCAACAACACCCACGUCCCCAGCAGCAGCGCUCUGGUCAUCCUUACCAACAAAGAGCGUACCAAAACUACCAAGGACCCCCACCCCAACAGCAAGGGGCACCAUACCAGGCGCCUCUUCAAAGACAGGCUCACCAUUACAACAAUGGUAUCCAGCCACAGGCGCCAAUGCAACCUAUGAGCUCUCCAAGCGUUCGUUCCUACGGUGAUGCUCAGCAGGUGUAUCAGUACGAAGCUCAACCCGAGCAUCGUCCUGCCCCACAAGCGCCAGAAGGACAAUAUGGCAACUACCAAAGGUACAAGCCAAACCCCCAGCAAAACGCUUACCAGCGCCACUACUAG